AUGACAUUUUCAGCUCUUGUGCUAGACAUCGAAGGGACCGUGUGUCCUAUUUCAUUCGUCAAAGAAACUUUAUUUCCUUACUUCCUUCAAAAAGUGGAUUCUCUGCCGCGUUCUGAAGAUACUCACAUUCAGUCACUAUUGCAACAAUUCAAGACUGACGAUGUUGUAGAUCAGAUUCGCAGCUUGGUGUCUCGAGACGUGAAAGACCCGAUUUUGAAAGAAUUACAAGGACUAGUUUGGCAGCACGGAUAUGCUAGUGGUGAAAUCACCGCACCCGUUUACGCCGAUGCCGUCGAUUUUAUCGAGAAAACGGACAAACCAGUUUACAUUUAUUCCAGCGGGUCUGUUAAGGCUCAAAAACUGCUCUUCCAGUACGUCAAAAGCCAACAAGAAACCAUUGAUCUACGACCCAGAAUUCAGAACUACUACGAUAUCAACACUUCCGGAAUCAAAACCGAUGCCGAAUCUUACGUCAGAAUUGCGAAGGAUAUCGGGCUUCCAGCUGGCGACAUACUGUUUUUGAGUGACAAUUCUUUGGAACUAAAGGCUGCUCAACAUGCAGGAUUCCAAGUGAGAUUGGCCAUCAGACCUGGUAAUUUGCCGGUAGACGACCAAAGCAGAUACAGUAUUAUUACAGAUUUUAGCGUACUGUGA
Lachancea meyersii CBS 8951 is the source of this 654-nucleotide messenger RNA. The record is from the annotation of a GenBank genome assembly. NCBI's taxonomy places the organism in Eukaryota, Fungi, Ascomycota, Saccharomycetes, Saccharomycetales, Saccharomycetaceae.